This is a messenger RNA of Leptosia nina, 5943 nucleotides long. Lineage: Eukaryota; Metazoa; Arthropoda; Insecta; Lepidoptera; Pieridae. The record is from the annotation of a GenBank genome assembly.
AUGAAAGCUAGCGAAGACAGACUAGUGCGAGCAUCACCCGAGCCUCGAAGGCUAACCCUGGAGCCACCGCAUCACGUCGAGUUCACCAACGACACUGGCGUCAUCCUAACUUGCGCGACCAGAGGACAGUACCAGCUGGACUGGUUACUAGUGGAUAACACCCCCGUGGCGUCACUAGCUGGUCUCCGCCGGGUGCUCAGCAACGGUUCCCUGGAAUUCCCGCCCUUUCCGGCCGACCGCUUCCGGCGCGAUGUCCACACGGCUUCGUACCGGUGUAGGGUAAAAUUUAAGAACGGCUUCGCUGUUCUAUCCAAAAAUAUACACGUGCAUGCAUUAUUAAACGUCCCGUGGGAAGUGCAUGUGUCUGAUGAGUACGUGAUGUCUGGCAACGCAGCCAUACUCCGCUGCGUGGUGCCGUCGCACUGCGCUGAACGGGUCGCAGCGACUGAGUGGUUCGCUGACGACGAAACUAGUGUGUUUCCUUAUUUAGGUCCAAAUUACGAACGUCUAGAUGACGGCUCCUUAUACAUAGCGGCGGUCAGCCCAGAUGACCGGUACACCGUGUUUCGGUGUCGUGUUCGCGAUAGAAUAACAGAUAAUACAUAUUCUAGUCAAUAUUAUGGUCACGUAAUAGUAACAGAACCCAAGGGCCAAGUGAGGCCUAGAGUGGCGGUUGAAAUGCGCACGCGCAGAGUGCAAAUUGGACACGACGUUCGGUUACCGUGCGUGGCGCAUGCUUGGCCAGUUCCUACUUACAGAUGGUUCCGAGAACACCACGAUCAAUUAGUACCGAUAGAAAACACUUCAAUAUGGCCUCGUGUGAAAACGUUGGGCGGAUUGCUCAGUAUCCGGUCUGUACAAAGGGAAGACGCGGGCAGAUUUGUCUGCUGGUUAAAUAACACUGCAGGCACAGAAUCCGUGCAUUUCUCGUUGAUUGUGACAGAACCAAUUUCCGUCCGAAUAAAACCCGAAACGAUACGAACAAAAUUAAACGUCGAUGUUAGCAUGGAAUGCAAAAUAGCUGGCCAUCCGAUCGAAGUUGUUUAUUGGAUACACGACGGCAAACCUGUGAAGGACACUGAGAGAAUGUGGGUGUCAGAAGACAGGCUGAAGCUACAUAUCAGAAACACACAAGUGAACGACCAGGGGAUCUACCAAUGCUUCGCUAGUAAUACGAGAGAUCAGGCUUAUGGCAUUGCGCAGAUUCUCAUUGAAGUGUCGGAGAGCAAACGAGCCGUCGGCAAUCGGUCUCGGAGAGCGCCGUACGCACGCAGCACUCAUACUCAUGAUGCAGACUGGAACUUCACCGGGAACAGAGAAUCGAAACCGGAGCUAGUUUAUUGGUUUUCCGAGCAGACACUUCAGCCGGGCCCGAGCGUGUCUCUGAAAUGUGUGGCUAUGGGACACCCACCUCCCCAGUUCUCGUGGACGCUAGAUGGAUUUCCGAUACCGACCAACUCUAGGUUUGUCGUCGGCCAGCACGUAACAUUACAAGACGACGUGGUAAGCCAUCUCAACAUUAGCAGAGUGACAGAACAAGAUGGCGGCGAGUACGCCUGUGUUGCCAGCAACACGGCGGGAAAAGCGAGCCACGCGGCACGGGUCAACGUCUACGGGCUGCCCUACAUUCGCGAAAUGCCCAAAGUGACAGCUGUCGCCGGCAGCGAUUUGAAUAUCAAAUGUCCAGUGGCCGGAUAUCCAAUUGAAUCUAUCACCUGGGAAAGAGAUGGACAAACUCUACCCCUCAAUCGACGUCAAAAGGUGUUCCCGAACGGCACGCUGAUUGUGGAACAGACCCAACGAGGCGAAGAUGCGGGCACGUACACCUGUCAAGCGACUAACAGACAACGCCAUGUUGCCAGACGAGAUGUGGAGGUGCAAAUAUUGGUCCAGCCGAAGAUACUGCCCAUCCAGCCAUUGACGAAUUUAUUAAGGGAGGGCAUGAGGGCUGCCAUUUCAUGCCAGAUAUUGGAGGGGGAUUUGCCGAUUGCGUUUCGCUGGGAGAAGAAUGGUCAGGCGGUGACGUCAUCGCCGUAUGCCCCUAGCGGCAUCAUCACCCGUCGGAUGGAUGAGUACAGCGCGUCCCUGGUGAUUGAGCACAUCACCUCGCUCCACAGCGGAAAUUAUACAUGCAUCGCAUCAAAUGUCGCCGGCUCCGAACGGUUCACAGUGCCUUUGACUGUUAACGUCCCCCCUAGAUGGAGAUUGGAGCCAAGCGACAUAGCUGUCGCUGCGGGCCAAGACGUGACGUUGCAGUGCCAAGCGGACGGCUAUCCCAAACCUACAAUUACUUGGAAGAAAGCCGUUGGUAAUACGCCAGGAGAGUACAAGGACUUCAUGUUCGAAGGCAGUGCUAGGGUACUUGAAAACGGGUCACUGGUCUUCGAAAGGGUGGCUAAGGAUAGCGAAGGGCAUUACUUGUGUGAGGCCAGAAACGACAUUGGUGCGGGUCUUAGCAAGCUGAUAUUCUUGAAAGUUAAUGCUCCAGCUCGAUUUCCAAUGAAGAGUAAAACAGUACAAGUGACAGCUGGUGAGGCUGCGCAUCUUCAGUGUGCUGCAUCAGGAGAUGCGCCCCUUGAAGUCACCUGGCGAAGUCCACAUCACCAUACUAUAGCGCACCAUUUGGAUCAACGGUAUACAAUUCGAGAGCAAGUCCUGGAUGACGGAUUAGUAUCAGAACUAAGCAUACUACAGACAUACCGACAAGACACCGGCGCCUUGACAUGUAGAGCUUCCAAUGCAUACGGACAAGAUGAAAUGCUGAUACAUUUGGUUGUUCAAGAAGUUCCAGAAAUGCCAAAGAAUAUAAGGAUAAUAGACCAACAAUCGAGAUCUAUACAAAUAUCCUGGACACAGCCAUAUGCCGGAAAUAGUCCUAUCAUAAAUUACAUUCUACAAUACAAAGAGGCACCAGAGCCAUGGCCAACAACGCCACAGAAAGUCAUAGUACCUGGCAGCGUGACUUCAGCAAGUGUGCAGAAUCUUCAGCCAGCUACAUCCUAUCAUUUGCGAAUUAUCGCUGAAAAUCGCUUGGGGCAGAGCGAGCCUAGUCAAUUAGUACAAGUUACUACAACUGAAGAAGUUCCUAGCGGACCACCGCUGGAAGUAAGAGUGGAAGCGAAGAGCUCAACGGAAUUAAUAGUCACUUGGGAUCCACCACAAAAAGAUUUAUGGAACGGAAAUAUUCUCGGAUACUACGUGGGAUUUCAAGAAUUGAAUAGUAACAGCAGCGUUUUAAGUGCAAGCGGUCCCGGAGGUGCUUCGUACACUGUUAGAACAGUUGAGGGCACAGGUAGCUCCCGAGCACGUACCACGCUAUCUGGACUGCAGAAGCACACGCCCUACGCUGUUGUUGUUCAAGCAUAUAACAGUCGUGGUGCUGGACCCGCAUCCCCUCCAACUACGGCCACUACUAUGGAGGAUGUUCCCAGCUUACCACCAGGCUCGCUAACUUGUACUGCAUUAAGCUCGCAGUCAGUCAGAGUAAACUGGGAACCACCACCAAUGCGGGGUAGAAACGGAGUUCUUCAGGGUUACAGGGUAACAUACGCCCCUGUUACCGAUUGGUAUGGCAGUGAAGAUUCAGUUACCAAGCAAAUAUCUGGCCUGCAUACAACGCUAUCGGGACUACGACGAUAUACGAAUUAUUCGGUGACGGUGUGCGCCUUUACCGCGGCAGGUGAUGGAGUACGAGCUGCUCCCGUCUAUUGCCACACUGAAGAAGAUGUCCCUUCUGCGCCAGCCGAUAUCAAAGCCGUAGUAUCAUCAAGGAAUAAGAUUUUAGUAUCAUGGCUGCCCCCAGCUUCACCUAAUGGUGUACUCGUGGGAUAUACGCUUUAUAUGAGUGUCAUAGAAGACGGUAGAGAGGAGGGCACCCACAAGAGGAUGUUAUCUCCAAGUACUCUCACCCACGAGACAUCUCGUUCCCCAUCACGAGCCACUCAUCAGUUCUGGGUCUCGGCAUCCACUCGCCUUGGGGAAGGUGACGCUACGCGGGUAGUCACUGUAUUACCCUCUGAUUCAGUGCCCGCAAGGAUUACAUCCUUCAGCCGUAGCAUAGUAACACCUUGGAAGGAGAAUAUCUCUCUAUCAUGUAAUAAAGUAGGUAUUCCUAUACCUUCAACGACCUGGAGCAUGAAUGGGGCUAUUCUUGAAUCGACGCUAAGGAAAAACGUUACAAACGAUGGCACUCUCAUAAUAAGCAUGACACAGUACGCUGAUAGCGGCAACUACACGUGUCUAGUGGAAAACCAACACGGCCAUGAUGACGUUACAUACAUAGUCGAAGUAAAGGUACCACCCCAGCCACCCGUACUGGCUGUGGUCGAUUCUUACGCUGAUUCUCUUCAUCUUCAGUGGAGUGAUCAGGGAGAUGGGGGAAGUCCAAUAUUAGGUUACGUAAUAAAUUAUAAACGCGAACACGGCGAUUGGGAAGAAUUACAAGUGGAAGCCGGUACCUCUGAACACGUUCUGCCAAACUUAUGGUGUGGGACGCGAUACCAACUUUACAUCACGGCUUUCAAUCGAAUCGGUACCGGCCUGCCAUGCGACAUAGUUCACGCCUAUACUAAAGGAACUGUACCAGUUAAACCAAAGCACUCCCAAAUGAUAACGCUAAACACCACGACAGUAACUGUUUGGCUCGACUCUUGGGGAGAUGGUGGUUGUGGUAUUCUGUACUUUGUUAUUGAGUAUCGCGAAGUUAGUCAAUCACAGUGGCGUUUGGUAUCAAACAGCGUGCAAGCGACAGAACGAGUCUUCAGUGUCACCGGGCUUACUCCAGCGACCCAUUACCAACUGCGAAUCACAGCCCAUAACAACGCGGGCCACGCAGUCGCACUUUACAACUUUACGACUCACUCGCUCAGCGGUAUGUUAGAAGGCGAAAUAUCUCCUGCUGUGCCAGCGGCUGGUGCAAGAUCUUUAGGAGGUGCAAGAGUCAUUCUACCUGCGGCACUUUCACUUCUUGUACUCGCUGCCCUUAUUGCAAUUGUUCUACUAGUGAGAAGAAAUACACCUCGCCCGGCAGAGACGAGCGGAACUGAAACGGCUGUUACUGAAAGCGGCGUAGGAGAAUCUCCUUCUGUCGCACAGCUUCAAAACAAAGUUAAUCGCGAUCAACAAUACUUAGCUGCGCGCGCUCAUCAUCCGAACCCACCACACCACUACAAACAUGCAUCUAAUGAAUACAUUGAAGACAUUUGUCCCUACGCCACGUUCCAAUUAACCAAGCCAAGUGCAUACAGCGAAAGCAGUUACAGCGGUAAUGUCUACAGUGGCCCUUAUCAUUCUGUUAGGGGCUCUUUUGUAUAUCACGAUCUUAAACAGAAUGAUAAAUAUAAGGGAAAAGAACCAGAAUACACAAAAGUAAGGAGAAAAGGAAACCGUCUCAGGGACCCUCACUCCGAGAGUCAAGAGUCGGACAACUUGGGGUCAACGGAUUCGGAGGUGAAGAAGAUAUUAACGCUGCACCUGCCAAUUACAGAGUACGAGGAUGAUGCUAGCGACGACGCCAGCGCUCCGCACUCCGACAGCGAACACGCCGCCAGACUACGACCAACGCACCCUCCUACGUAUCCAACAGUGGAACGUGAGGAAUCGUCGUCUUCAUCCGAGAACUCAGUGGGCGGCGUGGUGCGCAAAGCGUUCCCAUCACGAAAGGGGAAAGCGGGGGGCACUCGGCAAGAGGCACGUGCGCUCUUCCAGCGGCUACAGCAGCCACAACGACGAGACCACCUUCAGCAUCUCGAACUACCCGUCGUUCAACGAGCACAUCCACCCUCCGUCCCGGUUCUCCGACGACACGGAGUGCGAGGGUCACCACCGACGCAAGCGCCACAACAUUGCGCACGCGCAGGUCACACAGCACGGGAGCGAUUCGAAAGUCUCGAGAGAAGCUUUUCAAAUCAAUGUCUGAAAUACACCUCGGAAAAGCCGGAAUAA